CCUCCUGGCAGGAAGAGCCAGUGGGAAGUGCUGGCCAGGUGCUCCCAGAAGGCGAGCUGGCCCCCCCCAGCGCCAGCACAGUGGACAGGCGGUGACAACAGCUCCUGCCAAGCCUGGUCCGCACCCUAUCUUGAAGUCAAACGUGGGUCCUAACUGCAGCUGCUGGCCCUUCCAGCAUCACCAGCGCCAUGCCAUCCCAGCCCGAGCCCCAGGGAGCGUUGGCGGCCUCCUCUUCAGAGGAGGUUAUCAUCCCCACAAGAGAGAAACCUGGACACAUCUACCAAGAAGAAGACGACUUGAAGGAGAGUCUGCAAAAAGAAGCCACAGUUCUGGGGGUUAUCCAGAUCCUGUGCUGCUUGACUAUUUCAAGUUUGGGGGUCAUUUUGGCUUCUGCCCCAUACUCUUCCCACUUCAGCGCAGCGGUUUCCACCAUUUUGAUGUCUGCAUACCCCUUUGUAGGACCUCUGAGCUUUGCCAUUGCUGGAGCCUUCUCAAUUAUCUCUGGAAAAAAGUCAACUAAACCCUUUGCGCUGAGCAGCGUGGCCUCCAACAUGGUGAGCGCCACGGCUGCUGGGGCAGGACUCUGCCUCCUCGCACACAGCCUGGCGGCCCUGUGGACGCUCUCUCGACAGUGUGACUCAGAAAAGGACUCUCCACCCUCAUUGCCUCAUGCGGGCUACUAUCCUUCAGUAGCUGAAAUGAAGAACUGCCUCCUGGUGGGUGUCGGCCUCACAGGGGUGCUGGCGAUAAUGCUCAUCUUCACGGUGCUGGAACUCUUUCUGGCGACAUACGCGUCUGUCUUUUGGUGGAAACAGGUCUCCUUGAGCCACCCCGGAGAAUACUUUCUUCGCCUAAGUCACAAGAUCAUACCCAGUAUGUCAAAAAGAAUUCUUCAAAGUCAUGGAUAUGAAUAACUUUUGACCUUCAAGGAAAAAGAAGGAGAAACUCCUGGCAAAGUGAUUAAUCUUUGCUGAAAUCUCAGCUACUUUAGACCUCUGAAAAAAAAACUUCUUAAAAAUAUCUUUUGUUUUGUACUAGCUCAAUGUGAAUAGUUGUAUUGCUCCUAAAAAUAAUUUCCCAAAAGCCCAGGUGAGUAAAAUUUUAUUAGUCUUGCAAAAUUUCUGUGAGAUGUAUGAACUUUUCUAAGUAAAUUGAACAUAAAGUGACUCUUCUCUCUACAAAUAAGAAGAGAAAAAUCAUGCUCUAUGCUGGUGUGAUAAGCCAUGUAGGUUCUGUUCCUGUUUUCAUUUCAUACUGAUAUUGCUUAAACAUUAGAUGUUACGGAUUGCAUAAAUUUAAUUAAAAAUACUUUUGCAGUGUAUGGUUCCACCUCUGUCAGUCGAAUGGGUUAAAUUCUACCAUGGACUAUGAUGCAAUAUUCUGUCUUAUGGAGUGACUUUAUUCUUAAAUAUCUAAUUUCAAAGAUUAUAAUUUUACAAUGUCUUAAACAAUAUGGCCUACCUAAUAAAGAGGUUCCUAACAUUGUCCCCUGGGGCUGGGCUAUGAGUUCUAUCCUACAGGAGAAUGUACAACAGAAAAGCAUAUGUAUAUUUUCCAAAUGACAUGUAUAAAAACGAUCAUAGAAGUAAUACAUGUAAUAACCCUCAUUGGAGACCAUCCAAGAUUUUCUUCAAAUCUCCCAGCCUCAAUGAAAUCCUCCCACUCCCCCUACUACCAACUUACAUGAAAUUGCAACCCUGUUUCUCCUUCAAUUAUUAUUUUUCUUCACAGCACUAUUACCAUCAGACAGACCAUAUGUCUUAAUUGUUCAUUAAUUAUCUAUCUCCCUCCACUAGUCUAUAAGCUUCACCAGGACAUUUACCCCUCCACGCUAAGACUUUCAGCUCAUGUUUGUGUUUUCAAGUGUGUGUGUGCAUUUUUGUACAUGAAAACAUGCAUAUGAACAUUUUAAGCUGGGGGUGGAGAACCUUGGAGAUUCCUCUUUAUUCCAUAAGCCAAUCGAUGCAAUAAAAUCAUUA
This is a messenger RNA of Talpa occidentalis (Iberian mole), 1979 nucleotides long. RefSeq names its product membrane spanning 4-domains A7 (gene MS4A7). The record is from RefSeq and is a predicted model, not a curated record. The transcript is spliced from 7 exons. The coding region runs from base 189 to 914 and encodes 241 amino acids. NCBI's taxonomy places the organism in Eukaryota, Metazoa, Chordata, Mammalia, Eulipotyphla, Talpidae. Gene Ontology annotation, cellular component: plasma membrane; trans-Golgi network. Gene Ontology annotation, biological process: cell surface receptor signaling pathway.